Messenger RNA from Blepharisma stoltei, 924 nucleotides. The record is from the annotation of a GenBank genome assembly. Lineage: Eukaryota; Ciliophora; Heterotrichea; Heterotrichida; Blepharismidae.
AUGGAAUUAAAUAUUAAUUUAAUGGAUCGUCCUUCGAAAUUAGAAGAAACUUAUUUAUAUGAUUUUCAAAAAGUCUCAAACUGGAACUUGUCUAUUAAAAAUGCUCGAGGAUUUCAGUACACUUGAACUCAACCCCUUUCUGCUCUACAAAAGCCAGAUCCGUUACCAGAAGCUCUUAAAACUGCUUCACUCAUAGAAAAUAGCUUACUUGAUUUAUCGAUCUCCAAAAUUAACAAAAAACAUGAUGCAGCUGAAAUGGUUACAGAAAAUACUCCAAUGCCUCAUAAGAAGCAUAUAAUGAAUAUUAGCCUAAACCCAAAUUUUCGAAGAAAAUAUAAAGCUUUCCCAUCAAUUAUCAUCAUUGAUAUUUAAAAAAUUAACUAUCUCUAUUAUCCUUUAGACUAGCAGAAAACUGAAGGAAAAGCUCUAUAUCAUUCAGGCACAAUAAUUUCAAUCCCCAACAAUUCACCUGGAAAGCAUCGAAAUCCACAUAGCACUCCUGCAGGAAUAUGAGAACAUUAUGAAGAUUUAAAUAAAAAACUCGACGCGAUUUCCCGCAAUAAAGUGAGCCUAAAAGAUAUCCUUUCUAAUCAAAGAAACGAAGCAUUUCAAGAUGAAGUUUAUAUAAAAAAAUUAUUCAGCACAGAAAAUAUAUUUUCAGAAAAUACUUUGCUGCAGCUGAAAAAUUUAGAAGAAAAAGUAAAACAGAUGAAAAAAGACUUAAAACAGAAUAAAAUAACAAAUAAUAUAAGAAGUAGAAGCUCAGGGCAUUUAUUUCCACCUAAAAGGAAUAUUAAUAGAAGUUCACUUGAGCUUCCAAAAAUCAGUGUAACACCUCAAGCUCGGCAAUUUCGAGAUGCUCCUAAUAGGUCAGCAACAAAAUUGCUGAAAAAAUUUGUAGUAAAUAAAAAUAAUAAAAAUUAA